AUGCCUGUAAGUGAGUUCGACUUCGCCGAGAAGUAUGCGUAUCUCAAUGGCUUUGGGGUUUAUCACGAAUCUUCUGCGUUGAAGGACGCCCUCCCGACCGGACACAAUUCGCCACAAAGGCCACCUUACGGGCUGUACGCAGAAAAGCUCUCUGGAACAGCCUUCACUGCUCCACGACACGAAAAUCAACAGUCAUGGCUCUAUCGCAUCUUACCAGCUGCCGCACACCGUGCGUGGGAACAGGUUCCAUUAGAAGACUACGACAGCGACAGUCUGAGCGGCUCCAACGUGCAACAACUCCCGAACCAGCUCCGAUGGAAUCCCUUCGACUUUGACGAAAGCGUGGACUGGGUACGAGGUCUCCAUCUAGUGGCCGAAGCCGGCGAUCCAGCUAUGAAGUCCGGUCUGGCGGUCUACGUCUUCGCCGCAGGGAAAGAUAUGGCAAAAACGGAAGCGUUCUAUUCGGCGGAUGGUGACAUGCUCAUUGUCCCUCAGCACGGCGUCCUGGACAUUACCACCGAAUUCGGUGGUAUUCUUCUGCGAGCGAACGAGAUUGCAGUCAUCCCUCGCGGCGUGAGGUACCGUGUGGAUUUACCGCGUGGUGCGGUGAGAGGAUAUAUCUGCGAGCUGUACCAGGGUCACUUUCAACUCCCAGAGCUUGGCCCCAUUGGAUCGAAUGGACUUGCCAACGUGCGCGAUUUCCAGGUUGCGACGGCUUCAUAUCGAAAAGACUUUGGCGAAUGGAAGAUCACCUCAAAGUUCAAUAGGCGGCUAUUUCGAAUGGCCCAGUCGCACACCCCUUUCGAUGUCGUCGCCUGGCAUGGCAGCUACUAUCCUUACAAGUACGAUCUUGGACGAUUCAACACUAUAGGCUCAAUUUCUUUCGACCAUCCCGAUCCUAGUAUCUUUACAGUCCUUACCGGUCCAAGCAGUUCCCCAGGCACCGCCAUUGCGGACUUCGUCAUCUUCCCUCCUCGGUGGCUAGUCCAGGAAGCCACAUUCCGACCGCCGUGGUAUCACCGCAACACAAUGUCUGAAUUUAUGGGGCUUAUUUCUGGUGACUACGAUGCGAAAUCGUCAGGCGCCGGUGGGUUUCGACCGGCUGGUGCAAGUUUGCACAACAUUAUGAGCGCUCAUGGACCUGAUGCAAGUAGCUAUCGGAAAGCAACCGAGGCGCAUCUUGAGCCGCAGAAAGUCGGCAGUAGAUCGAUGGCGUUCAUGUUUGAGAGCUGUCUCAUGGUCGGGGUAACCGACUGGGGCCUGAAGCAUUGUGAGAAGGUGCAACAGGACUAUAACGAAGAGAGUUGGGAGCCAUUAGUUUCUCAUUUUGACGAAUCGCUCAUCAACGAGACGUAG
Saxophila tyrrhenica is the source of this 1356-nucleotide messenger RNA. RefSeq lists its product as uncharacterized. The record is from RefSeq and is a predicted model, not a curated record. Gene Ontology annotation, molecular function: homogentisate 1,2-dioxygenase activity. Bases 1 to 1356 code for a protein of 451 amino acids. Gene Ontology annotation, cellular component: cytoplasm. Gene Ontology annotation, biological process: L-phenylalanine catabolic process. NCBI's taxonomy places the organism in Eukaryota, Fungi, Ascomycota, Dothideomycetes, Mycosphaerellales, Extremaceae. The transcript has a single exon.